AACUGCCCUCUGAUAAAAGAAAGUGUCCUUUGCCCAGCAGAGUGAGCUCAAUGCUGAACUGAAUCAGGUGCUGGGACUAUUACAUAUUAGGUCAGAACACAGAUAACAGACAUUAUUCAGUGGAGGUAACAGACAUCACAGACAUGGCUGACACAACGGCACAACCAGCACCACCAACCAAGCUUAAUCAGGUUCAAGAUCAAGUCAAUGAUGUCAAAGUAAUCCUGAAGGACAACAUAAACAAAGUUCUGGAGAGAGGAGAGAAACUAGAUGAUCUGAUUGAUAAAACUGAUGACCUCCGGGCAACUGCAGAUUCCUUUCAGAAGACAUCCACACGGGUGGCGCGAAAAUACUGGUGGAAAAACAUAAAGAUGAUGAUAAUCAUAGGUGUGAUUGUGGUGAUCAUCAUUGUCCUCAUCUGUCUGUUUGCCAGUGGUGUCAUUCCCACUUAAGCAUCAGGCCAAACAAUGUUAGCCAUUUAGACUUUACUAAUGUCAUUGUAUGAUUGUACAAAAAUGCAUCUGCUUUGGUUGACUGCUUUUGAGCCUGACGUUGUAAUUCGGGCAAGAGAAUGAAGGCCUGACCAGUCUUAUACCUUUCCUGGGUCUUCAGUCAUUCCUAUUCUUUCAUAGUUUUUGAGGUCUGAUUUUGACGUUCUUCCACAGAUUAUUUUUCUAAAGUAAACUUUGUAAACUUUCGGAAAUGCACACUCCUAUACAGCCACAUUCAAAGCUGCAAUCUCUGCGGCUGAUGCAUGCAGGGCACACUGCCCUCCAAAUCGUGCAAUGUCUCCAGCUGCUUCUUUUUCACACUUGUCAAGUUUGCACAGACACGAGGAAGACAUUUCAUGUACAGCGUCAGCAAGAAGUCUGAUGGCACCCAAUCUGGUGGGGGGGUGGGGGUGGCUGGGGUGCCUUUGGGGAGGGACGUGGCAUGUGUCAACAAACCCUCCCCUGGGCUGUUACAAUACUGGCACAGUCAGGAUUCGACCUCAGACCAUGGCCCAUCCACGCGCUACAACUGUGCACCAUUCUUUAUUCUUAAAAAAAAAAGAUCAUUAAUUUUGCAUGCAUGCUGUGGUAUUGCCAUUUCAAGUUUAUUAGUAAUACAGACUGAAAUUUUGAACAAUAAAUUUGAAUUGAUACUCAAAUAAA
Molecule: messenger RNA, 1154 nt
Organism: Conger conger (European conger)
Lineage: Eukaryota; Metazoa; Chordata; Actinopteri; Anguilliformes; Congridae
Exons: 4
Coding region: 144-452 (102 amino acids)
Biological process (GO): vesicle-mediated transport; vesicle fusion; SNARE complex assembly
Cellular component (GO): SNARE complex; plasma membrane
Molecular function (GO): SNAP receptor activity; syntaxin binding
Source: RefSeq, a predicted model, not a curated record